Molecule: messenger RNA, 6164 nt
Organism: Scylla paramamosain (green mud crab)
Lineage: Eukaryota; Metazoa; Arthropoda; Malacostraca; Decapoda; Portunidae
Product: zinc finger protein 493-like
Exons: 4
Coding region: 476-2542 (688 amino acids)
Biological process (GO): regulation of transcription by RNA polymerase II
Molecular function (GO): RNA polymerase II cis-regulatory region sequence-specific DNA binding; DNA-binding transcription factor activity, RNA polymerase II-specific
Source: RefSeq, a predicted model, not a curated record
UGGCGGCGGCGUCCUGUGACCUCCAGGCGCCACCAUGGUCAGCGGGCGGCGGCCGCUCGUUCUUUCCGCCCAAAUUCCUGUUAAUAUUUAACGUGUGCCAAUGCCCACGGACCUUCUACAUGGAAGAGAGACUGCGUUAACACCCGGCGGACAUGGGAAUCGCCACCCACACUUGUAUCAGGCAGUGGUGUGUGGAGUGCUUAAUGGAUGUUCAGUGGAUGGUGCAGUGGAUACUAUGUUAGGAGACACAUCUGUAUACUGCAGCCUAAUGGUGCAGCGACCUGUGAGACAUCUGAUGGAAGCCUCUGGAUAGAAGUCUCCCAUUGGAUAGAGACCCAAGAUUACUGAUGUAUCUUCAAGAGAUCAAACUGAAGGUGAAGACAGCAAGAUGAAAUAUUAAACCUGCUUUCUCACUGAGCCGAAUUAGGAAUGGCACGCAGGAAAGCAAAGCAUUUUUCUUGACAUUGUCCUUCUCAUGAUGGAAGGACUACACAUUCCACAUCCAGGAAAGUUUCACAAUGUAAAUCAAGCCAGUCUAGUGUUUAAUCAGCAGCCGUUUGUACAUUCUAGCGUGCCUCUGUAUGGCAACUACCCUAUUCAGAGUGAAGUAGACACAAAGGACAUAGUAGAAAAGAGCAAUGAUGAAAAGCCAUACGACUGUGACCGGUGCAGCCGGAGUUUUGCCCAGAAAAGUCACCUCACCAGUCACAUGCUAUGGCACGACAAGGAGAAAAACUUCGAGUGUCCCACCUGUGGCAAGCGCUUUACUAUGGAAAGUCACCUCAAUGGCCACCUGCAGGAACACAACAGGGAGAAGCUGUUCAAGUGUGAGCUGUGCGACAAGCGAUUUGCUAUGGAAAACUACCUGAACAGUCAUAUGCUGGUACAUGUUACUGAGAAGAAGUACGAGUGUAAAGUUUGUGAGAAGAAGUUUUCUAUGGAAAAUCACCUGAACAGUCAUAUGCUUGUGCACAAUCUGGAGAAGAAAUAUGAAUGUAGUAAGUGUCACAAAAGGUACAGCCAGAAAAGUCACCUGAACAGUCAUAUGUUAAAGCACAGCACCGACAAGCGGUAUGAGUGUACACUAUGUGGGAAAAAGUUUAAUAUGGAGAAUCACCUAAACAGUCAUAUGCUUGUUCAUAGUGAAGAAAAAAGGUACGAGUGUAUGUUAUGUGGCAAGCGCUUUCUUAUGGAAAAUCACCUUAAUAGCCAUAUGCUAGUUCACAGUGAAGAAAAAAAGUUUGAGUGUUCCUUGUGUGAUAAGCGUUUUAACAUGGAGAGUCACCUAAACAGUCAUAUGCUUGUGCACAAUAGUGAGAAAAAAUUUGAGUGUCUUUUAUGUGGCAAACGAUUUAGCAUGGAGAGCCACCUGAACAGCCACAUGCUGGUCCACAAUGAACGACGGUUUGAGUGCACACUUUGUGGCAAGAGGUUUUACAUGGAGAUACACCUCAAUGCUCACAUGGUAAUGCAUAAUGCCGAUAAAAACUUUGGAUGUGAGGUGUGUGGAAAAUCUUUCCUGUUGGAGGCACAUCUUAACAGCCACAUGCUAGUACACAGCACAGAGAGGAAGUACCAGUGCAUGUUGUGCACUAAGAGUUUCAACAUGGAGAGCCACCUUAACAGUCACAUGUUGGUGCACAAUGAGAAGAAGUUUGAGUGUGUGCUGUGUGGUCGGCGCUUCAACAUGAUAAGCCACCUCAACAGCCAUAUGCUGGUGCACAGUGAGAAGAAAUUUGAAUGUGACAUCUGUGGCAAACGCUUCAAGCAGAACAGUCACCUCAACAGCCACCGCUUUGUGCAUACACAGGAGAAGAACUAUGAGUGUGAGAUCUGCCGUAAGCGUUUUGCCCAGCAGAGCCACCUGAGCAGUCACCGCUUUGUCCACCUACAAGAGAAACGGUUUGAGUGUGAGGUAUGCGGCAAGCGUUUCAUGCAGGAGCUCCAUCUGAACAGCCACCGCUAUAUGCAUAAUGAGGAAGUGAAGCUAGAAUGCCAAGAGUGGGGCAAACGUUUCACCCAGAAGAGCCAAGUCAAUGGACAGAUUAUUGUUCAUGCUGAUGAGAAAAAGUUUGAAUGCGAGGACUGUGGGAAGAAGUUUGCUCAGAAGAGUCACCUCAAUAGUCACAAGUUUGUGCAUAGGGAGCAGAAGCGUUACUCUUGUGAUGUGUGUGGCAAGCGCUUCUCACAGGAGAGCUACCUAAGCAGCCACAGGUUUGUGCACAGUGAAGAAAAGAAGUUUGAGUGUGAGGUGUGCAAGAAGCGCUUCACUCAUGAGAGUUACCUGAACAGUCACCGCUAUGUGCACAGUGAUCGAAAAGCCAAUGACUUUGUGGAAUUUGCAGCCAAGCAAUCUCGCAUUGCCUCAGACCAGCUCUCCACCUCCUCCUCUUCCACAACCACCACCAACAGUGUCCAAGUCCAGACUGACAAGAAGCCUUUUGAGUAUGAGGAUAAUGGAAAGCUCCUACUGCAGCAGACAUACCAGCCACCCUAUGCCUACGCCCAGUGGGAACAUGUGCGAACUUUGUGGUCAUUGUAGCAAGGGUCUGCCGAGAGGGAGCACUCCUGAGGUGUACUUAAUGCAUUUAACAUAUGGGCUAAUGAGACUAGAAUUGAUUACCUAUUUUUAUGGUGUGAUGAGGAACUUGAGAGGACUCCCUAUUUUUUUAUUUUUUAUUUAUUAUUGUUAUUUUCUCCCAUUGUUUGUGGUACUCUCAUGAAUAUUACUACCAUGACUGAAUGUCUAUGUAUCUUGUUAGAUUCUCCUGAGAUGUUGGCUCCUGAAUGGAACACUUGCAGCUUUGUGAUAAUUUUACAAGAAAAUUGCAAUUCUGGGAUGUGUAUAUGUACAUGAGGGUGCUGUGUGUGUGUGUGUGUGUAUGUGUGUGACUUUGUCUGUGUGUUAGGGUACCAGCAUCACUCGAAGCCAUCCUGGAAGUGUUACUAAGGAUGCUUGGCCUCAUGGUGAUGAUGAUAAUGAUGGAUGAAGGGUGUGUUGUCUCACAGGAUUGGAAGACUGACCAAGACUGAGCAGAGGUUUGUAAAGAAGUGAUUUCUGAUGGCCCCUCUUGGCCCACCUUGUCUGGCAGCUUGGCCAGAGCUAGGAGUUAACCUGCCUUCAGUAGAUUGAGAAUGGUUACUGUUCCCCUGCUCUGGUGUUUCCCAAGGUAUAUCAUGCAAAACUACUACCAUUUAUGAUGAGAAAAACAGUUACAUGUCUGUGAUUCUGUGAACCCCUUUUAAUGGUAGGCUGUCUUGUGUGUGUCAUCUCAACUAUGCUAUAUCAGAAAUGAAUGGCCUUUAUGUCAAAUGAAUAAUUUUAAAAUCUGUAUAAUUUUUUUCCUAGAUACUAACAUGUGCAACAGAUAAACUUAAUGAGUGGUCCUGACAUGCAGAGGAGUGAGUAAAUGCUGGCUGAAGACUGAAUCUAGUUUCAGCUACAAGAAAUGAAUUGUGACAUGCUGAAUCCUCCCCCUCGCACCUCUCAGUGUCCCUGGCCAUGAUACUCAAGAGAUGGUAUACACCUUAUUUUUGCAAGAUGAAUUAACUUUAUAAUAUUUUAAUUGUCAGUAAAACACCCCAAGAGUUGAGGCAUCUUGUGCCUUUUACUUUUGUUGCAAGUUCUACUAUUGCAAAGUGAUAUAAUGAAAGAAUUUGUAAAGUUUGAGUCAGGGUGCCUCUAAAUGCUGACAUGAAAAUAAAAUGUGGUUAGCUGUCUAGUUAUUUGUUGAGUUUUCAGAAAUAUGAGUUACUGGGACCACUUGCAGCUCAUUCCCUUUAAAAUUACAUAUAAUUGUUUUGCAGUCCAUGAUCACUCAUUAGAUAUAUAGUAACUGUUAGGUUUUUGGCAUGAAAUAUGUUGAUGCCAGAGGGGAAUCAUGGUGUCUUCAAAAACAUCACAGUUCUCAUCCCAUGGUAGAUCAGAGGCAUCAUUAGAUUUGUAAAUCAUAUUUUUAAUGCUUGAUUCAGUGAGGUCCAUUAGCAUAUCUCUCCCUGGCUAAGGUUUUAAAGAGAUUUUUAGUGGAUAAUGUUACUUAUUUCAUUAUUAUUAUUAUUAUUAUUAUUAUUAUUAUUAUUAUUAUUAUUAUUAUUAUUAUUAUUUUGUAAAUUACUUAAGUGAAAAGGAUAUAGAGGACUUUUGAUAUGUUUUUGAUAACUAUAAUGAGCUCAUUGAUUGAAAGUCUCAGAGACUGAAUAUGAUUUGUAAAGUUGUGUCCCUUGUCAAGGAUACUCUUAUAACUUUGUAAAUGCCAUCUACUAUGCCUUGAAAAUAACAUAGCAUCAAACGGUUUGCAAUAAGACCAUAACAGAGAACCACAUGUUUUCUUGCAGGUGUAAUCUCUUGGAAAUCUGGACCAGGGAUAGUACUGCCUUGUGCUUUCACUUAUUAUGGCAUUGCUUAAGGAAGAUUUCAGUUGAAUUAAGGAAGUUUUCAUAAGCAUCUUUGAUUAAUUCAUUUUAAAUUAUAGAUGUUUUAUGGAAACUUGAUCAUUAUGACCUGAAAUUGAUAUUCAGUUUUAACUUGCCUUAUUUCAGUUUUGUAUAUUGUUGGAAAAUUAUAGGAUGUGGAAACUUGCACUGGCAGAGCUUGAUAAUUAGUUAUAUUCAGUGGAAUUGAAGUUUCUCAAACUUGUUAUGUAGAGGGAUGGACUUCUAAAAAAAGUGGGAUAUAAUGGAAGGUUUGUUAAGCCAUUCAGCAUCCUACUCCUCCCUGGCUUGCUGUGAGGAUGAGGCUUCAGUGUGUCCACAGGUUCCUCACUGGGCACUUUCCUUGUUAUAGAGGAGAGUGGGGAAGCAUAGGUUAGAUGGAGGCAGGUUUUUCAGGAACUUCUUCCAUCCCCUUCUCCCCCAAUGAGUCCCACUGUCACAUGAGACCCAUCAGGUCUUGGGGCACUGGGAUUAAUCCUAAUAUUAUAAACAAGUACUUCUAAGAUAUUAUGCACUUAAGGUUUUUAGCUCCAGUCUAAGCUAAUUCCUUAAUCUAUGUAGUUUUCACCUUUAAGGAUUUUCUGUAAUCAAGUAAUUGAGUAGGAUAUUUAUGCAUAUUACAAGUAAGAACAUUGCCAAGGUUCCAACAGGUUGUGUAAGAACUCACUUCUGGAAGGCUCCUUUGUUUUUCUUGGUGGUCUCCACUCCAGGUAGUGUGCCUCAAAAUUUGUUAUCUCAGAGUGCAUCUAAAUCCAGUGUUGUGGAUGCAUCUCAGGGAUAAAUUUUUCUGAUUUGUGUAUUGUAAUGCACAGAGGCUGGUGAAAGUGAAUAACAAAAUAAGAGCCUUCCAGUAAUGCCCUAGUAAAUUCUUCAUGUGUGAGGGAUGAACUGGUUCUCUGCCCUCCUGUGUGUUUCUGGCAUAAGGACCAUCAAUCUGUUUGGACCUUGAAUGGACAACAUUUAUUAUCUUAGUAGUAUUUACUUAAUGUGUGGCAGUAAGGGUGUAGUGGUAUGCUGGACUGAUAGUGGUAGUGUACAUGCAGGUGUGUACUAGGCACAUUGAACCAGUACUUUUGGGGUUUGGAUAAAUAGCAACUUUUAUUAUAAGUGUUGAUGCAUUAUCUGUGACACAACAAUGAUCAACAGUAGGUGUACUAGAUGUAAUCAAAGGAAAAAAAGUUCCUUUCUAUCAACGUACUUAAUUAUGGGUUAAGGUCUGUUAUUUUGUCCUGAGACUUGUGCUAAACCUGCUGAGUCAGGGUGAGAGGCCAUCUGGGUCCUAUGUGUCCCUGAUGGUCUGGUUGCACUGCCUCAGCUAAUUAUUGGGAGGAUGUCCCUUCUCCAUCACAUUCUUUUGAACAUGGUAUAACUUUUUCAUCAAACCUCAGUUUGAGAAUUAGUGCCAAGCAGAUAACAUCACUUGGAGGAGCAAGAUACUCUUGAAGUAGUUUUCCUGCUGGGAGGGAAAGAUUAAAGAAAUUUGUGAAGAAUGUUGUGGAAGAGGAAUUUCCUUUUUAAAGCAAAAUGACUGAUUUUUCUGUAAUUUUUAGUGUCAAUUGCAAAUACUCUAUGUUAAGAUAAGGAAAUAUCCUUUAAACACAAACAAAAGAGUAUUCUCAAUCUUGAGUCAAAAUUAUGAUUACUGAGUCAGACCCUCAGCAGUGCAGGGGCCUUAUAACUCCUGUAUACAUUUUUCUUUUUGUUUAAUAAAAUUUUUAUAUUAUUUAAAGAUA